AUGCCCUCACGAAGACGUGGUGAGCCGCCUACGGCGGAUAAGCGUGCUGCGGCGUUUGAAAGCAUCUUUGGGCCCCGCAUGCCGUCCAAGCCCCCGCCGGAGCGCAGUGCGUCGUUCUCACCGCCCUCGGCGCGGACAGCGUUCUCUCAUGCGCCUGCGUACCCCCAGACGUACGUGUACACGGCCGUCUCUCCGACGUCGUCCACGACGGAUCUGCCGUGGCAGGCAUCGUACGCUCCGUCGACGUCUGCCGCCCACUACGUGGCGCCGUCGGCGCCACAUGCGUAUUCGGCCGCCGACACGUCGCUCGCCUCGAGCAUGAGCGCCGUGUCGAUCGAGUCGCCACCGCCUCCCACCCCUGCCAGGUCGGCGCCAUGGCCGACUCGGACGCUGUCGACGAGUGUGGCGACGCAUGUAUACCCGAGCCACGACCGCCGCCCGCCGACGCGAUAUGCUCCGCGUGCGUCGAUGGAAAGCACCGAGUCUUUCGACGAGGAGCGCCACCGUCCCUCUGACCUGCGCACCGUACCGAGCAUCGUGAGCAUGAGGCGGCAGCCAUCGCUCGCAUCGACGUCGGCCCCGGCCAUCGAGUCUGCAGCGGCGCUCGCACAGCCCAUGUCGCCCACGCGGACCUCGCGCACGACGGCGCCUCUCGUGCGCCACGCCUCAGGGCGCACGGUGCCGAGCACGGUGCAUCCUGCGCUCCUCUCGCAAGUCGCACAGGCCUUGGAGGCGGUGCUGCGCCCACGCUUCGACGGCAAAGAAGCCGUCGACCGCCUGGUAGAGCUGACGCACGUCUCGGACCGCAACAUGGUGCUGCUCCUCGGCCGUGCGCUGGAUGCGCAGCACUUUCUGCACCACGCCGCGUACACGCACCGACUGCGCGACUCUGAGCACGAGCUGUACGAGUUUACGCACGACCACUCGCACCUGCGUGGCUCUUUCAGCUCGACGCACCAGCCGACGCUCAGCCUGCUCGGCGCCGACGGCGGGGCGCUGGACGCGGCAUGCGCGACGUACCCGACGGGCGUAUUUACGCUGCUCACAGGCUGCUACAGCCCGACGUGCACGCGCGAUGCGCGGUGCUACAGCAUCACCUGUCCGUACCGCCUGGAGCGGCAGUCGCAGCUGGUCGUGCAUCCGUCGCUGCAGCACCACGAUAGCCACGAGAGCCUCGUGGACAUUUCGUCGCAGCUGUGGGCCGAGUCCGUGAGCAGCGACGUGUACGAGAGCGUGUCGCCGACGGAGCGCAAGCGGCAGGAGGUCAUCUUUGAGAUCAUCUCGACGGAGCGCGCCUACGUCCAGGACCUCGAGUACCUGCGCGACCUGUGGCUCACGCCGCUGAGCACGCAGCACAUUCUGCCCGAGGCGCGCCGCGCCGAGUUCGUGCGCGCAGUGUUCCGCAACCUGCUCGACAUUCUCGCCGUGAACGCGCGGCUCGUCGACAUGCUGACGCGCCGGCAGCGGCACCGCUCCGUGGUCGAGCACAUCGGCGACAUGUACGCGGAGGUCGUGCCGGACUUUGAGCCGUACGUGUACUAUGGCGCGCACCAGGCAGCGGCGCGCCUGCGCCUGGAAGAGGAGCGCGCGAUCAACCCGGUGUUUGCGAUGUUCGUCGAGGACACGGAGCGCAAGGCCGUCUCGCGGAAGCUGCCGGUGAACGGCUUCCUGACCAAGCCGACGGCGCGCCUCGCCCGAUACCCGCUCCUGUUCGAGCAGAUGCUCAAGUACACGGCCGACGACAACAUGGACAAGAUCAUCCUGCCCAAGGUCAUACACCAGAUCAAGGGCCUGCUCAGCCUCGUGAACGACGAGACGGGCCGCAGCGAGAACCGUCUGCAGCUCGGCUUCCUGAGCCAGCAGCUCCAGUUCAAGCCGGGCGAGCUCGUUGACUUGAAGCUCGGCGACGCGAGGCGCGAACUCGUGUUCAAGAGCGCCCUCAAGAAGCGCAGCGCGCAGUCCGACAGCUCCGAGAUCCAGCUGUACCUCUUUGAUCACGCGCUGCUCAUGGUCAAAAUCAAGGUCGUCCACAAGAACGAAGUGUACAAGGUGUACCGCCGGCCCAUCCCCCUCGAGCUCCUGCAAGUCACCAUGUACGAGGACGUCGCGACGAGCAAAGGCCCGCGCACACGCGCGGUGCUCUCGCGCUCGUCGUUCGGCCACCGCACCUGCCUCGCCCCCGGCGUCGGCUCGCCGCCCCUCCGACAAGACGCCAAGUCCGGCUACGCGCUCACGUUUACGUACCUCGGCAAGCAGGGCUACUCGCUCACGCUGUGGGCCAGCACGCUCGCCAGCCGCGACAAGUGGAUCGAGCACAUUGAGCUGCGCCAGCACCGCCUGCGCCAGCAGAGCUGCGUCUUUGACCUGCUCCCUGUGGCGCCGCGCGGCGCGCCCGUCGUCGUCACCUGCGCGGUGCCGUUCGACGGCGGGCGCCAGGUGUUCCUCGGCUUCCCCGACGGCGUGUACCUGCAGGACCUGCGUGAUCGCAGCCGCUCGCCGACGCUCGUGCUCCCCCUGCGCCACGUCCUGCAGAUGGACGUGCUCGAGGAGUUCCAGAUCCUCCUCGUGCUCGCCGAGCACGUCGUGUACACAUUCACCUUCGAUGCGCUCGAUCCAAGCGAUCCCGUCGCCUCGAUGCGCCACGGCCGCCGCAUCGCGAGCCACACGUCCUUUUUCCGCGCAGGCAUGUGCCUCGGACGCACGCUCGUGUGCGUCGUCAAGUCCGGCGCGGCCUCCUCGACCAUCAAGACGCUCGAGCCCAUCGACGUGCACGCCCGUGCCAAAAAGCACCCGACGUUCGGCAAGAUGCUGCCCAGCGGACAGGACACGCUGCGUGUGUUCAAGGAAUUCUACAUCCCCACCGAGUCCAGCUCGAUCCACUUCCUCAAGUCCAAGCUGUGCAUCGGCACCAUCAAGGGGUUCGAGAUCGUCGACCUCGAAACCCUCGAUACCCAGGGCCUCCUGGACCCCGCCGACGCGUCGCUCGAGUUCGUGCAGCGCCAGGAAAACCUCCAGCCUAUCGCCAUCUUCCGCAUCGACGGCGAGUUCCUCCUCUGCUACAACGAGUUCGCCUUCUACGUCAACAAGAAUGGCUGGCGCGCCAGGGCCUCGUGGCUCCUCCGCUGGGAAGGCACGCCCACCGCCUUCGCCCUGCACUACCCCUACGUCCUCGCCUUCGAUCCCCAGUUCGUCGAGGUGCGCCACGUCGAGACGGGCGCCCUGCACCAGGUCAUCACCGGCUACCAGGUACGCUGCCUCUUCUCCGACACGGCCGCCUCGACCCUCUCGACCCUGUCCCGCCUGCAUCAUGCACGCGCCCACAAGGCCCGCACGCUCUCCACCGUGACAGCGCCGGGCACACCACCCACCGCGCCGUACGCCGUCGCAUCGCUCGAUGGAUAUGUGUCCUCGACGUAUGCGAGCUCACCGCCCUCGUUCGUCGCGGCUCGCCCGCCUGGCCCGUGGACAGCCUCGCCCAGCCCCUACGCAUCGCCCUCGAUGCCCACCCCGCCACUCGCGUAUGCGUCAGCCGCCGCGCCGCCCUCCCAUGUACAGACGCCCCUCGUCGACUCGCUCCUAUCGAGCCGGCACGAGAUCCUCAUGUCCGGCGACUCGGCUGCCUUCCUCCUCCGGCCCCAUACCCCCGCGCCGCCAUAG
This is a messenger RNA of Malassezia restricta, 3657 nucleotides long. Its product is annotated as RHO1 GDP-GTP exchange protein 1/2. Gene Ontology annotation, molecular function: guanyl-nucleotide exchange factor activity. The record is from RefSeq and is a predicted model, not a curated record. Gene Ontology annotation, biological process: intracellular signal transduction. The transcript has a single exon. The coding region runs from base 1 to 3657 and encodes 1218 amino acids. Lineage: Eukaryota; Fungi; Basidiomycota; Malasseziomycetes; Malasseziales; Malasseziaceae.